Messenger RNA from Alternaria burnsii, 1254 nucleotides. Its product is annotated as di-copper centre-containing protein. Lineage: Eukaryota; Fungi; Ascomycota; Dothideomycetes; Pleosporales; Pleosporaceae. The record is from RefSeq and is a predicted model, not a curated record. Bases 1 to 1254 code for a protein of 417 amino acids. The transcript has 5 exons. Gene Ontology annotation, molecular function: oxidoreductase activity.
AUGCGUACUGCUGCAUUCCUUUGGCUCGCUCCUGCAGCACUAGCCAGUGCCAUCCCUUCCUUCGAAGAGGCUUCUCCCGCCAUCUCAUUCGACAAGAGGCAGAAUGUAUCUCCCAACGUCCUCGGGGGCAAGAUCCUGCAGGCUGAUUUGUACGCUGGUGUCGCUGCCAUCAACCAGCAGAUCUAUCAGGCUACCCAGAAGCCUGACCAGUUCAAGAAGUGCAAUCCCCUGAACCUGAUUGUUCGCAAGGAAUGGGCAACCUUUACUACACCGGAGAAGAACGACUAUGUCAAAGCCGUCCAGUGCAUCUCCAAGCUGCCUCCUAAGACACCCAAGUCUGAGUGCCCGGGCUGCAAGAACAGAUACGACGACUUUGUGGCAACACAUAUCAAGCAAACAUUUGCCAUCCACAACACUGGCAACUUCCUCCCAUGGCAUCGUUACUUCACCUACGCUUACGAGCAAACCCUCCGUAACGAGUGCGGUUACAAGGGCUAUCAGCCAUACUACAACUGGCCCCGAUGGGCUGACGACCCGAUGAAGAGCCCUACUUUGGACGGCUCUGCCACCUCUAUGGGCGGUAACGGUGACGCUGGAUGCAGCAACCAGACCUUCUACGGUAUCCCCACCAAUGAUGCUCCUCUGAUCAAGAUCCCCAAGGGAACUGGUGGGGGUUGUGUAACGUCUGGCCCAUUCAAGGAUUGGUCUGUCAACCUUGGCCCUGUCUUCACCGACUCUCUCUGUACGCCUCCCAACCCGAUCGUCGACUUUACAGACCCCAACAUGGGACUUGGGUACAACCCUCGCUGUCUGAAGCGUGACAUCUCUGCCUGGACUUCCAGGCAGUGGACCAACGAUGAGAUGGUUGUGAAGCUGCUCAACAGCCCUGACAUGAAGACCUUCUGGUACGACAUGCAAGGUGGUGACCCAGCUUUCACCGAAUUCAUGGGUGUGCAUACGGCCGGUCACUUCACUGUUGGUGCUGACCCUGGUUCUGACUUCUUCACUUCGCCUGGUGACCCAUAUUUCUACUUCCACCACGCCCAGAUCGACCGUGUGUGGUGGUCGUGGCAGAACUUGAACCCUGCCAACAGGACCAAUGCCAUCUACGGAACGAUUGCCCUGGGUGACCCUACCGCCCCUGCCACCAAGCUCACCGACACCAUGACUCUCGGACAUGCCUACCCUGGCAACAUCACUGUUGGUGAUGCGAUGAGCACUAUGGGAGGACCUUUCUGCUACACGUACAUCUAG